AUGUCAGCGCACAAACGCAAACUUUCCGACCUAUCUGAAGGAGGAAAUGGCGCUCAAGGCGAUAAUACAGACAGACCCUCACAGAAGGCGCGACUAGAAUCUAAAAACGACGCGUCUUCUUCGCCCCAGCAUCCGGAUCCACCCAAACACCUGCCCUAUCCACCCACGGGUACCAACCAACGCGUCAAACCGACCCCCUUCCAGCUUCCAACCCAGAUAACGACCUUUUCGUACGACGGGAACCACGUUCAAGAAUUCAACGAUUCUGCUCUACGGUACUAUGUUGACCCGCCGCCUUCUGCGAGACUGGACUAUGGAUAUGACCGUUGGAUAAAGAAGCCGGACGAUAGAGGCCGGUUGGAUCCACUUUUGAAGGCUCUUAACCGGCUCAAGAAAGACCAGGCGAAGGCUGGGCUGGUUCCUGAUAACGGUGUUGUCUGUUGGAGGGGUAUUAUGACCAAGAUAUUGACGGCGCCAUAUGAAGACCGGGAUGGGUGGGACUUGAAUGUCAUGUUUGUCAAUGGGGUUCUUUACUUCGAAGAGCAUCUUACUGAGAAGAAACUACAAGAAAAAAACAACAUGCAACCGAGGCAGCGUCUUCAGACCUACUAUGGGUAUGCCUUCGAAUCAUACUGCACUUCUGAGACCCCCACUCGCCAUUCCGCGCGUUCAAACCCCGGCGAGCCACCUGGCUGGGGAGGCGAUGUGAAUACAAAUGUCCAAUGGUGCAGCGUCGUUCGGACGAAGCUCGGCGACUCACGGAUUGUCAUCGGUGGCGAAGUGGAUUGUGAAAUUGUGGUCGGAUUUCGGACCCCAUCCGGGGUCGUGACCACGACCCAAAGCUUCAAAACCAUUGAAAUUCCUCGUCUUGUACGGGGGAAGCCUGGGGCCUGGGAUCCACUUGUGUGCCUGGACUGGGGAAACACUUUCCUUAAAUUCCUUAAGGGCAUCGUUAGCGACUCAGCCACUGCUCAGGCUGGUAAAGACGCAAAGAGCCGGGUGUGGCGAGUGACAUUCGUUCCUGGGACCGGUGUUAAUCUACGCGUAUUGGGCGAGUCAGAGGUCGAGGAGGUUGUCAAUGGGGAAGACCGUAUUGGGUUUCUGCCGGGAUGGUACUGGAAGGAAUUGUGUGCGACCCAGGCAUCGGCGGCGUCUCCGAUGUCAAGGGCAGACCACCAGACCAAUACGUCACCGGCCGUUCCCAAUACGAUUUCGGGAUGGCAAGUCUAG
This is a messenger RNA of Coprinopsis cinerea okayama7#130, 1230 nucleotides long. Its product is annotated as rai1. The transcript has 4 exons. Gene Ontology annotation, molecular function: mRNA 5'-diphosphatase activity. Gene Ontology annotation, biological process: nuclear-transcribed mRNA catabolic process; NAD-cap decapping. Gene Ontology annotation, cellular component: nucleus; cytosol. Bases 1 to 1230 code for a protein of 409 amino acids. NCBI's taxonomy places the organism in Eukaryota, Fungi, Basidiomycota, Agaricomycetes, Agaricales, Psathyrellaceae. The record is from RefSeq and is a predicted model, not a curated record.